CCCUGGUGCAGAUUACGGCUGGCAUAUGCCAGAAGGAAAGAAGGUUUUCACUCCUUCUCCCCUCUACGUUUACAGCACUGUGACAAGUCCAAAACAGAGGCUUUGGAGGAUGAUGAGAUAGAGGAAUUUUACAAGAUACUGACAGAGAGGAGGGAAAUAGACAAGAUCUUCCAAAAGUAUUCAGAUGCAGAUGGGUUCAUGUCCUGCCAGAACCUGGUGAGGUUCCUCUAUGAGACACAGCAAGAAGAAGAUGCUGUUGUUGCUGCCCCGGCCUUAAUUCAGAGAUAUGAGCCCAAUGAAAGAGCCAAGAGGGGUAACGCCAUGACCAAAGAUGGUUUCCUGAUGUACCUGCUAUCCGAUGACGGGAAUAUAUUCAACUCCUCCCACCGUAAAGUUUAUCAAGACAUGACUCAACCUCUCAGUCACUACUUGGUGUCAUCCUCACACAAUACCUAUCUUAUGGAAGACCAGCUCACAGGUCCAAGCAGCACAGAAGCCUAUAUCAGAGCCCUCACCAAAGGCUGCCGCUGUGUGGAACUGGAUUGCUGGGAUGGCCCUAACUCGGAGCCCAUCAUUUAUCAUGGAUACACGCUCACCUCCAAGAUCCUCUUCAGUGAUGUCAUUAAGGCCAUCAAGAACUAUGCUUUCAAAACCUCGCCAUACCCUGUCAUCAUCUCCCUGGAGAACCACUGCAGUGUCGACCAGCAGAAGGUCAUGGCUCAGCACAUGACGACGAUCCUGCAGGACAUGCUCUUGGUUGCCCCAGUUGAUGGAAACAAAUCUCAGUUCCCCUCCCCAGAGCAACUGAAAGGGAAGAUCCUUGUGAAAGGCAAGAAGCUGAGCAGGCAGGAGGACCCCACUGGAACAAAUGGGAACAACAACCUGGAGGCUGAGGAUGUGUCUGAUGAAGAUGAAGCAGCUGAAAUCGAAGAUGAGUCUGUAAAGACUGAGAUACAGCAGAAAGGGAAGAGUGACACCUUGAAGCUGGCCAAAGAGCUGUCAGACACAGUUGUCUACUGCAAGAGUGUCCAUUUCAAUGGCUUUGAGGACCCCAGCCAUCCUCGGGCUUUCUACGAGAUGUCAUCAUUCACGGAGAGCAAAGCUCUGAAACUAGCCCAGGAGUCUGGAACCAGUUUUAUUCAUCACAACAUCAGGCACCUGAGCCGGAUCUACCCUGCAGGCUGGAGGACAGAUUCUUCCAACUACAGCCCCGUUGACUUGUGGAACGUCGGCUGCCAGAUCGUUGCCCUAAAUUUCCAGACAGCAGGCACAGAAAUGGAUGUCUACCAGGGUCGGUUCCAGGACAAUGGGUUUUCUGGGUAUGUCUUAAAGCCGGAAUUCCUCCGGGAUGAGCAAACCAAAUUCAAUCCAAAAUCCAUCACAGAAGGAACAUGGGGGACAAAGAAGAAGCUUCUGCUUAAAAUCAUCUCUGGUCAGCAGCUGCCCAAGGUGAACAAAAGCAAAAACUCCAUCGUUGAUCCUAAGGUAACGGUAGAGAUCCACGGUGUCCAACAGGAUAACAACAAGAAGCAGACUAAAGUCGUUGAAAACAAUGGCUUUAACCCAAAAUGGGACGAAGAGUUUACAUUUGACAUAGAGAUCCCUGCACUUGCCCUGGUCCGGUUUGUGGUGGAAGAUUUUGACGUGUCAACCAAGAACGACUUCAUUGGGCAGUACACCCUUCCCUUUACUAGUCUGAAGCAAGGUUACCGCCACAUCCAUCUUCUGACCAAGAACGGAGACCCAUACUCUUCCUCCACCCUCUUUGUGUACAUCGAUAUCCAGGACUGUGAUUAGCAGCUCAGCUCUUUCAGGGCACAGCGAACCUCAUCACAGAUGUAGAAGGAAUUCAGCAUGCGAAGUCUGCCAACGUCAGGGUCCCGUCAAAUCUGCAGUGCCUUCUCUGGAGCGGCACACGGUGCCCCAGAGGACCCCUGAUGUGAAAUAGCCAUCAAUCUUCUCCCUUCUGCGUGCUGGAAACACCCCAAUGCUGCUGUUGAGAUUAAUCUUUUUGUUCCCAUUUGACCAAUCCAGCUGUGUUUUUAGUUCACUUUAUUUAAUGUGAUUUUUUAAUUCUGCUUUCAACGAGAGGAUAGGGACUCCCUUUUAGC
Molecule: messenger RNA, 2111 nt
Organism: Pelecanus crispus (Dalmatian pelican)
Lineage: Eukaryota; Metazoa; Chordata; Aves; Pelecaniformes; Pelecanidae
Source: RefSeq, a predicted model, not a curated record